UUUCUUCAUUACAUACAGAAGAAGCAGAAAUGGCGACCUCUUCUUCAUUCCUUCUUAGUCGUCUUCAAACAAAAGGACUCCCUGCAGCUUCAUCAUUAUCAAGACAAAGGAGUUUCAGUAUCUCUGAAAACUCAAAGUGUCUUACCAAAAGCAGGCCAUGUAGUGGUUUAACAGCCAGAUACGGUACAUACUGUUUUUUAGGCAUUGCAGAAGCAUCUAACAGCGCUGAAGUCGCAAUCCCAUUCUUGGAAAGCUUACAAAACUCAUUAAGUUCAUCAGCAAUUCCACCAAAUGUCCAAGCUGAAGUACCACACCCGCUAUCUGAAUAUAUGCAGGGAUUGCUGUUACUAGGAGAUUUGGACCCUGCAACAGCAAAAGUGGCAAUAGGAAUCUUAGGACCAUUUUUAUCAGGUUUUGGAUUUCUAUUCAUCAUAAGAAUAGUCAUGUCAUGGUACCCGAAACUUCCUGUAGGAAAAUUCCCAUAUGUUUUAGUUUAUGCGCCAACAGAACCGAUAUUGAAUCCUACGAGGAAAGUGAUUCCACCCCUUGGUGGAGUUGAUGUAACACCUGUUGUUUGGUUUGCACUAAUCAGUUUCUUGAAUGAAAUUUUGCUCGGACCUCAAGGGCUUCUAGUUCUUCUUUCUCAACAGGUCUAAGUGUUGAAGAGGAGAUGUAAAUUUAUACUUUGAGAAUUUUUGCAAUUGGUUAAAAAUAGAAAAAUUGUGGUUAAUAAAAGCUCGCAGAAUGACUUGUGUAUGAGUACAGUGUUGCUAUAUUGAUGAUGGUGUUGUAUUGAGUUAUGGUGUACAAUAUUUUUUUUGCAUGAUCUA
Messenger RNA from Papaver somniferum (opium poppy), 830 nucleotides. RefSeq names its product protein COFACTOR ASSEMBLY OF COMPLEX C SUBUNIT B CCB3, chloroplastic-like. Gene Ontology annotation, cellular component: chloroplast thylakoid membrane. The transcript is spliced from 3 exons. Bases 30 to 656 code for a protein of 208 amino acids. The record is from RefSeq and is a predicted model, not a curated record. NCBI's taxonomy places the organism in Eukaryota, Viridiplantae, Streptophyta, Magnoliopsida, Ranunculales, Papaveraceae.